AGCCUCCCAUUCUUUUCUUUCUCUCUAGAAAUAAUAUUCUUCUUCUCCACCAAGUUACCAGCUUUUUAUUAUCGUUUCUGGUCUAUUUCUAUCAAAACCCUAAUCUUCCUCUCCCGCUCUCCUAUUGCCUCCCAGCGUUUGCAGAUCUUACCACCUCUCUCUCUAAUUUGCCUUUUAAUCCAAUCUCUUCUCUCCCAGCUUGAGCUUGUGAAGGUGAUUUUUGAGAUUCCCUUUUCCGGGUAAAAUUCAAGUACUUAGAGAAGGUUAUUAUUGUUUAAAAGUUGGAGGUCUGGGUCUCAUGAGAAUUGUUAGGGGAAUGCAGAGAUUGUUUUGUGGCAACGAGGAGCUGAACGCACUGGGCUGGAAGAAUUCCUUCAGCCAAGGGAUUGGCAUCACUACGCCCAAAGCAAGAACACGCGACAAACCCAUGAUUACUAGGGUCUUGUUCUAUCUCUAAUUCUGGGUCAUUUGGGGACGAGAAUCGGUGUUUGAUUUCAAUAAUCGAGAACAAUAAACAUUGAAACCAAUGACUCGGAUUUUGGUUCAACGAGGCAGCAGUUCUUCUUCAAACCAGAGCCGAGCAGGGUCCUCUUCAGCUGCUCGACCAGAGACACAGGUUACAGUUACUACUCAGGUCUUUUCAUCUCUGAAAGAUGAGAUAAUUGGUGAUGAGCCACAGGAGCUUCAUAUUGAUGAGCUCUUGGAGUAUUGCGGGAACAGUGACAACAAGCCAUCAAAGAGUGAUGAUCUUUUAAUGGAAGGUUUACAUGGUGAUAGGAAUGAGAGUUUGAGUGAUGAAACUGUAGAUACUGAGAAAAUAGUUGAUACUGAGCGUGUUGGAUCAGGGGACUUGAUAAAAGAAUUGGGUGGGUUGAGGAUAGUGGAGAGGCCUGCUGCUGAGGGUGAAGGUUGUAGCAGUGUUUUUCCAGAGGUUACCAGUGGAAGUGCACAACCACCACCCCCUCCCGUGCCACCUCCAAAACCUCUGGCACCAAAUUCAAAUUCAAAUUUGAGGAGGUUUGCAUCGGGGAGUUCCAAUUCUGUGCGAAUUGGAUCAUCUAGAAGAGCAGUUGCUUGGCCUGUUGUUUCUAGUAGGACUUCACCAUCUGGGUCACGGCCCUCCUCUCCUAGGUCACAUGGUGAUACUGAGGGAUAUAAUAGUGCUGAUGAGCAGAACCCUUGCUUUGUUUCUUCCUACGAUGAUUUGGAAAGAGAACGCCAAUUUGAGAUUGACAUAAGGCGGUCUAAAGGAUUAGAAGUCAAAAAAAUGUUGGAGGAUGGGAAUUGUCUCUUUCGUGCUGUGGCAGAUCAAGUUUAUGGAGAUCCUGAAGCAUAUGAUUUGAUUAGACAAAUGUGCAUAGAUUAUAUGGAACGAGAGAGGGACCACUUUUCUCAGUUUAUAACAGAAGGUUUUACAUUCUACUGUAAGAGGAAGAGAAGAGAUAAGGUGUAUGGGAACAAUGUGGAGAUCCAGGCUUUAUCAGAAAUGUAUAACCGGCCAAUACAUAUUUACUCCUACAGCACAGAACCUAUCAACAUAUUUCAUGGAAGCUACAGCACUGAUACACCACCCAUAAGGCUAAGUUAUCAUCAUGGUAAUCAUUACAACUCUCUUGUUGACCCACGUCGACUGGCAAUUGGUGCGGGGCUUGGUUUCAGCUGUCUUCGAGGGACGAAUGUGGACAAGGAUCAGGUCAAAGCUGCAAUCAAAGCCCAACAGGAUCAGCAGAUUGAUAAUGCACUUUUAGCAGAGGGGAGAUUUUACUCGGAUCUUGAGCUUACUGAGAAGGAGAUUGAACGAAUGGUUAUGGAAGCUUCUCGUGCAGAGUAUCUUGCCAAUGACAAGCUGAUUCAGCAGCUUGGUCACAAAGAAUCUUCUACUUCUGGUGCUGAACCAUCAUCUUCUGGAGCUAGAUCAUCAGGCAGUGAGACGAAGGUUAGAGCACGGAGUUUACAGGAUAGUGUUCUCAGCAGUAGUAUGCAGAUGGUUCUGUCGAUGGGAUUCAGCUAUCUGCAAGUGAUCGAGGCUUACAACAUAUUUGGCGAUGAUGUGGAUUCGAUGGUUUGUUACCUAUUGGAAACUGGCAGUAGCAGGCGCAAAGGCAAAGCAACUGAAUGAUCAAGCCACUGGCAUGUCAGAAGUAGAAGUUGCACUUUGUCCCAGGAUUAAAUUGCCUUUCUCAAUGCAACUCAAGUGAAAAAGUGAAAACCUAGUCCGAUUCAAACAGCCGCUGUUGCUAAGACUUUAAAAUAUGUUAACUUGGUAGUUAAAUCAAUAAAAUGGAGCACAGGAGAACUAGUUUAUGCUAAAUUUAUUCUCAUAGCUCUGUCCGCUGUGCUUGAAAUAUUUUUUAUGAACAAUGAUGUCUUCAAUUCUAGGCAGCCACAACUUGGACUCGCGAUUCUUGCAUUGUUCCUGUCGGGUGGAAAUUCUUACAUAUGAAAUGGUUGGUGUUUGUACUA
Manihot esculenta (cassava) is the source of this 2463-nucleotide messenger RNA. Its product is annotated as OVARIAN TUMOR DOMAIN-containing deubiquitinating enzyme 6. Lineage: Eukaryota; Viridiplantae; Streptophyta; Magnoliopsida; Malpighiales; Euphorbiaceae. The transcript is spliced from 9 exons. Gene Ontology annotation, molecular function: cysteine-type deubiquitinase activity; K63-linked deubiquitinase activity. The record is from RefSeq and is a predicted model, not a curated record. Gene Ontology annotation, biological process: protein deubiquitination. Bases 527 to 2119 code for a protein of 530 amino acids.